Messenger RNA from Mugil cephalus (flathead mullet), 2187 nucleotides. Its product is annotated as tumor necrosis factor receptor superfamily member 14-like. Bases 228 to 1235 code for a protein of 335 amino acids. Gene Ontology annotation, biological process: positive regulation of cytokine production involved in immune response; immune response; defense response to Gram-negative bacterium. The record is from RefSeq and is a predicted model, not a curated record. Gene Ontology annotation, molecular function: protein binding; transmembrane signaling receptor activity. The transcript has 9 exons. Gene Ontology annotation, cellular component: membrane; external side of plasma membrane. NCBI's taxonomy places the organism in Eukaryota, Metazoa, Chordata, Actinopteri, Mugiliformes, Mugilidae.
UAUUGACUUUGCAGGGAGUGGUUGGUAACGAUAAGUAGACUCUACUUGGUUUCUACAUUUUCCGUUGGAAUUUGGUUUCUACGUUAUUUUUUUGGUUGUUUUUUAUUUUUAUUUUUUUUAAUUUUUUUUGCACUGUUCCUGGGUUCAGUCAUCGUCGUGGAUGCUGUUCUCAUGUUCAAACUCACCUCAUCCCAAAUCUCAUUGAGAUGUCUUCAACUUAAGAAAAAAUGUUCCUGCUAUAUGACAAGACUCCAAGAAGAACAUCUUUGAGAACUUCAGCUUUUCUGAUAAUUGUGAUUAAAGUCUUGUGCUGUCAAACCCUCACAUGUCGUCCUGAAGAGUAUCUGAUAGACAAUAAAUGCUGCUCAAUGUGUCCACCUGGAAACAGAGUUAAAACAGAUUGUGCGGCCUUCAGACGUACAUCAUGUCUGCCCUGCAUGGAUGAAACUUAUAUGGAUAGAUUUACUAGACAUAAGCAGUGUUUCCCAUGCACCAACUGUAAUACAGGUUCUGGUCUGAAGGUAAAGACGUCAUGUACAACAACAUCAGAUACAGUUUGUGAACCACUUGAAGGAUUCUUCUGUACAAACGUAACAAAGGACCAGUGUGCAGCAGCACAGAAACACAAGGACUGUGAUCCAGGACAAUACAUCAAGGAAAAAGGUACAUCCUCCUCAGACACUGUGUGCUCUGACUGCAGUGACGGAACAUUUUCAGAUGGAACAUUAACAUCUUGUCUCCAACACACACAAUGUGAAUCAAUGAACCUUCAGCUGAUAACAGCAGGAACUUCGUCAGCUGAUUCUGUUUGUGGGGAACAAACUUCAAAUGUUGGAGUUAUUGUGGGCGUCAUCAUUGGUCUGGUUGUUUUAGUCGUUCUAAUAGUAGUAGUAUUGUACUACAUCAAACGAAAGAACAAAUAUCUAGCAGAUCACAGCACUUUUUUAUCUAAGGAAUUACAUUAUCUAUCCAUCUAUCCAUCUAUCCAUCUAUCCAUCCAUCCAUCCAUCCAUCCAUCCAUCCAUCCAUCCAUCCAUCCAUCCAUCCAUCCUCUUCUAAAAAGAUACCUAAUCCAGGUAUACAUCGAAAGUCUUCUAUGGAAGUCCCGAAGCCUGCAGAUGACACCACGUGCAUUUUACUCAUCCCGGACGGGGACAAGUUUGCGUGGAUCAGCUAUUCCUCUGGUACAGUCAGAACCACCUAGAGCUAAACCCACUCAAGACUGUGGACUUUAGGAAGAGACUCCCACCCACCCCUCCUCUUACCACUCUAAACAGGACCGUCCCCACCGUGGACUCAUUCAGGUUCCUGGGGUCCACAAUCUCAUGGGACCUAAAGUGGACAUCUCACAUUGACUCUGUUAGGAAGAAGGACCAGCAGAGGGUGUUCUUCCUAUGUCAGUUAGUUCAACCAGGAGCUGCUACUCUGCAGUAAUCCAGUCUGUCCUGACUGCCUCCAUCACGGUCUGGUUUGGAUCAGCCACCAGACAGGACAGGAACAGACUGCAGAGGACAAUCAGAUCUGCAGAGAGAGUUAUUGGCACUGUAAAAUCUCCACCGACCCCUCACACGCCGGAUACUAUCUAUUCAGACUCCUCCCCUCAGGCUGGCGCUACAAAGCACUGUACGUCACAACAACCCGGCACAGAAACUGUUUCUUUCCCCCGGGCUGUAGCUCUGAUGAACUCUGAGCAGUCACAGAGCACGUGACCAGUGAUGAUCAACUGGCGGCCCGGGAUUGGACGGUUCGGCCCACGACUGGAUUCAUGUGAAAAUAUCAUGUUGUCCGCACUAUUAAAGCAACUGGAAACAGCAACGAAAACUGAGACUCUUAACUAUCAGUAAUCCCCACAAUAUAUGACUCUGUUAAAUGAGGACAAACUCGUUGCAUUGUUUAAAUGAACAUUUAUUCUUUAACACACCAUUUUUUCGUAAUUUACAUAACAGGUAACGCAUUUCUGAAGGUUGGCAUGAUAAAUGCAUAAUUUUCAGUCCAUUCGUCAUUAAAGGAUCUGUUUUCCGCAUCAACUUUUCGUUUCAUGGCCUUUGAGAGUGCCAUUUUAGCCUAACUGUGUUAAGAGGCCUUUUCCUUCCAGUAACUGAAACUGUAUUGAAGCCAGUGAUGGAGGCUUUGUUUCAGCUGUGUUUGUUUUUCUAGUGCUCUAUAAAUAAAGUUUACUUGAAUUGA